Messenger RNA from Anguilla anguilla (European eel), 442 nucleotides. Its product is annotated as 60S ribosomal protein L36a. Bases 71 to 391 code for a protein of 106 amino acids. Gene Ontology annotation, biological process: translation. The transcript has 5 exons. The record is from RefSeq and is a predicted model, not a curated record. Lineage: Eukaryota; Metazoa; Chordata; Actinopteri; Anguilliformes; Anguillidae. Gene Ontology annotation, molecular function: structural constituent of ribosome. Gene Ontology annotation, cellular component: cytosolic large ribosomal subunit; ribosome.
GCCAGGGCUGAACUUUGAAAGUGUUACCGGGUCAGUCUCUCCUCUUCCUUCUUCUCAGGGUCUGUAAACCAUGGUGAACGUGCCGAAGACCCGCAGGACUUACUGCAAAAAGUGCAAGCGGCACCAGCCGCACAAAGUUACUCAGUACAAAAAGGGCAAAGACUCUCUGUAUGCCCAGGGAAAGAGGAGGUAUGACAGAAAGCAGAGUGGCUAUGGUGGUCAGACUAAGCCGAUUUUCAGAAAGAAGGCUAAGACCACAAAAAAGAUUGUAUUGAGGCUGGAGUGUGUGGAACCCAACUGCCGGUCCAAAAGAAUGCUGGCCAUCAAGAGAUGCAAGCACUUUGAGCUGGGCGGAGACAAGAAGAGAAAGGGCCAGGUGAUCCAGUUCUAGGCUCCUGGACUGUUCUAUUAAGGCCAAUAAAGGAACUGAAAUAUGCUUGAA